Messenger RNA from Hemicordylus capensis (graceful crag lizard), 5171 nucleotides. RefSeq names its product heparan sulfate 6-O-sulfotransferase 2 (gene HS6ST2). NCBI's taxonomy places the organism in Eukaryota, Metazoa, Chordata, Lepidosauria, Squamata, Cordylidae. The record is from RefSeq and is a predicted model, not a curated record. The transcript is spliced from 2 exons. Gene Ontology annotation, molecular function: heparan sulfate 6-sulfotransferase activity. Gene Ontology annotation, cellular component: membrane. The coding region runs from base 298 to 1569 and encodes 423 amino acids.
CGCCGCCAGGGGCGGGGAAGGCCGGCAGCAGCAGCAGCAGCAGCAGCGGAGAAGGCGGCGCUCGCUUGGCCGCGCUCUCGGUGCGCUCCGGCCGUGCGCCCUGGCGGAGGAGGCGGCGGCGGCGGCGGCGGCGGCGGCGAGGCGCGGGGCAGCGCAGCCGGGAAGCGGGGCCUGGGCGAGCGGCCGCGAGCAUGGAGGCGGCGGCGGCGGCGCGGCCCGGGGCUGGCGGUGGUGGCGGCGGCUGCGCUGCUCGGUGAGCGGUGGGGGCCGAGCGGCCGGCAUGCCCCCACCCUGGCCAUGGAGGAGCGCUGGCACCGGGUGCUGGCGGCGCUGGUGAUGCUGCUGCUCUUCGGCGGGCUGGUGCUGCAGUACGUGUGCCCGGGCAGCGAGUGCCAGCUGCGGCAGCGCCUGCGGGCAGCGGCGGCGGCCGCCGGCUCGUCCCCGUCCCCGUCCUCCUCCCCGGCGGCGGCGGCGGCUUCCCCGUCGCGGCAGGCCGCCGACCCGUACCGGGCCGAGGACGAGAGCCCCGCGCGCUUCGUGCCGCGCCUCAACUUCUCGGCGGCCGACCUGCUGCGCCGCGUGGAUUUCCGCCUGGCCGGCGACGACCUGAUCGUCUUCCUGCACAUCCAGAAGACCGGCGGCACCACCUUCGGGCGCCACCUGGUGCGCAACAUCCAGCUGGAGCAGCCGUGCGAGUGCAAGGCCGGCCAGAAGAAGUGCACCUGCCACCGGCCGGGCAAGCGCGAGACCUGGCUCUUCUCGCGCUUCUCCACCGGCUGGAGCUGCGGACUACACGCCGACUGGACCGAGCUCACCAACUGCGUCCCCGCCGUGGUCGACAAGAAGGACGCCAAGCUGCGGCCCGCCAGGAAUUUCCACUACAUCACAAUCCUACGUGACCCAGUGUCCCGCUACUUGAGCGAAUGGAGGCACGUCCAAAGAGGGGCGACUUGGAAGGCUUCGCUGCAUGUCUGUGAUGGGAGGUCGCCGACCGUAGAGGAGCUGCCCAGCUGCUACUCGGGGGACGACUGGUCCGGCUGCUCUCUGCAGGAGUUCAUGGACUGCCCAUACAACCUCGCCAACAAUCGCCAAGUCCGCAUGCUGGCCGACCUCAUCUUGGUAGGAUGUUACAAUCUGUCCGUCAUGCCGGAAGAGAAACGGAACCAAGUGCUCCUCGACAGCGCCAAGGAGAACCUGAAACAGAUGGCGUUCUUUGGCCUGACGGAAUUCCAAAGGAAGACUCAGUAUCUCUUUGAGAAGACGUUUAACAUGAACUUCAUCUCGCCGUUCACGCAGUACAAUAGCACAAGGGCCUCCAGCGUCGACAUUGACGGAGAGACCCAGACACGCAUCGAGACCCUCAAUUUUUUAGACAUGGAGCUGUACGAUUAUGCAAAAGAUCUUUUCCUGCAAAGGUAUCAGUACAUGAGACAGAAAGAGCACCAAGAAGCCCGGAGAAAACGUCAGGAGCAGAGGAGAAUGUGGAAGGCCCAACAGGUCCACAUCAAAGAACAGAGCAACCCAAAUUCCACUUCCGACUACAUCGGCAAUGUGGAACAGUGGCGGUAAUGGAAGCUGGAGUGGUUUUUAGGAGUCCAGCUUAGAGAGCCAAGAAAGGGACUACAAAUGGCAGAAGGAAUAGCCAAGAUUAAGCUCUGCUUCUUCCAGGGUUGGAGAAGGCAAGGAGUUCUCAUGUGGCCUUUGCCCGUUGCUUUUGCAUUCCGUGUCGUACUGUAUGUGGGUUAACUUUUAAUCUCUGUGUGUUUCGGAUCCCUCCCUUUUAAAAUAAAAAAAAAUAUUGACCUAUUAAGCAGAGCAACUCAAACCACCAUAGCUAUCAGGGGCAAAUUGCUUAGCUCUAACAAUGCUGAGCUCACUGUAAGCCUAGGAAAUUGGAAAAGAUCACAGUGUGGAGGUGGGAUGGCCUACGAGUUAUGUGUGGUGUGUGGCCCACCAGCUCAUCUUCCGUAGCCCCCUGGGAAAGCCCCAACAAGCUUUCCUAGGAAACCCAUAGAGAUCAGAAUAGAGCAAUAAAGAGCCAGACCUUCCAAUACGGCACUGAAAGCUGUCUUUGGCCAUCUGUGGGGCAGAGAGGGGCACUGCUCUGCUUUAUCUAUGGCAAAAGCCCUACAAGCUUAGCAUUAACGGUUAGGGCAUAAACUAGUUCCAUUUAAUACUGGACAGUUCAGUAAGGACUGCAGUGGUAGGACUGUACCACCUUAACGCAGCCCAUAGAAGCUGUAACACAGCUGGCCAUAGCCACUUAACUCCGCCCACUUUGGGCAAUAAACUCCACCCCAUCAUAUGACAUCACUGUCACAUAGAAAGGAUGUCGAGUCUGCCUCCAGAGUGGGUGGGUCUUUGGGACACACAAAACAUUCAUUCUUCAGGGCUUGGCAAUUAUUGGAAAAGAUCCGUAGUAGAAAAGCAGUUGCUCCGAGAAGGAAAGCGUUAAUCACACACAUACUGGAGAAAAAGAACUUCCCACCUCCCCGAUUAUUUUAUUUUAUUUUAUUAAUAUAUUUUCAGUGAAUGCCAGCUGCCUUUGGCAGGUACCAAAUACAAAUGGCGGUGAACAGAACGGUAAAUGUUUGGAUCAGGAAAUAUGGGCAAGGGUUUGGGUAUGUCAGCUUUUAACAAAGAACAGGAGGGAUUUACCUGGGAAUUAUAGAAAUAUUUUAAGACAAUAGUUUUUAAAGUUCUUCCUCCUGCUGUCAUAAAAGAUGUUAAGCUUGUUUUAUUUCAUGGCGCAGAGCGGGUUGGGAAAUCUUAACUUGAUGAACUGGAGGGCAUUUCACUCUACUCAAGAUCACAAAAUGCUCUUCCCAGCUUUUUCAGGGCAGUGAGAUUUUAAUAACUUUUGGAGAGGUAGGGAGAUUCUUUCAUGUUUUGGAAGCAGAGAGUUUUCCACGCUGUAUUUCCUGUAUUCCAGUUUUUCUUGCAGUUCAGAAUACUCGUGGAUUUCUCUACCAGGACUCGAUAGCUAGGGUUUAGUCAGAGAGAGUCAACUGUUCCAAGCACUUUUCUCCGGGCAACUUUCCAGUAGAGGCCGUCUUGGCGGCAGAAUUUCUCGGGAGAGGAUGUGUUUGAACCUGUGGUUUCUUUUCUGUCGAUUGUUCAUGAUGCAAUUUGAAAUGUGGACUGUUCUUGGAAUGCCUCAAGUGUCUUCCAUAGGGCUGAAGUUUUAGACAGGAAUAAAAGCUGAGCACCUAGAAGCUAUGAUAGCAGGAGGUUGACAGGUGUCUCCCCCCACACACACACUUUUUCAAGCAUCACGUGACUGUUUCCAGUUCAAGAACACUGGGCUUCAGACAGGCGACAUAGGAAGCUGCCUUAUGCUGAGUCAGACCCUUGGUCCACCUAGCUCAGCACUGACUGGCAGCGUCCCUUUCAGGGUUUCAGGCAGGAGUCUUUCCCAGCCCUACCUGGAGAUGCUGCCACGGGCUGAACCGGGGCCCUUUUAGAGAGAUUGGGGAUGGAAUAUAAAUCCUUAUACAUGGGCUUUACUGCUGAGCUGUGCCUCCUCCCUUCACUCAUUUCCAGAAUGCACACCCCAUGUGGCUCAGGGGGCAGAGAGUUUGGAUUUGGGAUCACGGGGUUGACAUCACUGGAAAGAUUCUGUGGUUCUGUUUCACUUUCAUGCGCUUUCAAGGUUCAUGCUUACAAAGUGUUGGACUGUUACAAGAUGUGACCUGUUUAUCUCAAGAACAUUUAGAGCCCUAGGGGCUCAGACCGAAGGCCUAUGAAGUCCAGCAUCCUGUUUCCUACAGUGGCCAACUAGAUGCCUCUAGGAAGCCCCCAAGCAGGGAAACCCUCUCCCACUGUUGCUCCCUCCAGCACCUGGCAUUCCAGGGUAGACUGCCUCUGAGCAUGAAGGUUCUAUCUAGCCAUCCUCCCCAACAGCCAUUGACAAAACUUAUUCUCUGUGAUAUUUUUUCCAAAUCCCCUUUUAAAGUCAUUUUGGCACGUCCAUCUCCUCAUACAAGUUCAUUCUUGGGAAAGCAGACAAAACAACCUCCAACCGUACCACCAACAGCAGGUGAUUCUAGGAUCCUGACAGAAGUCCGAACCCCACAGAACUUGCUCCCCCCCCCCCAAAUGCCUAUGUUCUGUUAGGGACGCUAGUCAUUUUCCAACACGGCUCUGAAGCGUUGCCACUUGGGGGCCUGGUAUCCUUCUAGAACUUUCUUUCAUUCACUCCUGUCGAGAGAACAUCCAGUUAGGCAUCUCGUGCUGACACUGGGAAACCAUAUGGAAGGCAAAGGAUCAAACGAGUAGAUGCACUUGGGAUGAACAAAUCUCUAUGCAAAAAUCCUGUGAAUGUUACAGUGAUAAAAGAACCAGCCCGGGUUGUUUUUUUCCUACUUGGGCUCUCAUAAGAACUGAUGAUAAUUUCACUUUAUAUGCUUGAUAGCUGUAUUUGUAACGGCUUGAAUUGGUAUCAUUUAACCUUCUCAGUUCUAGGCUGGGGACAUCUGAAAAUGGCAUUUCCUUGUGGCACGGAUAUUGAAUCUUAACCAGGCCCCUCUUGCGGGAUAGUCUUUCAUCUGUGACAAAAAUCAAGCAAGUUUGGAGACGUGACAUUUAAGAGGCAAAAAACCUCCAUGUCUGCCUGCUUCAGUGGUCCAAAAUUGACACCAUCCAGGCAUUCUGUUGCAGCCAUGGACAGUUUGCUAAUCUUGAUAUUUAGGGGAGGAAAAAAAAAUAAAGCUAAAAUCAUUUGCUGCGUGCAAGGAAAAUAAUUUUACGUACGGUGUUUUUUAAAAAAAUAAAUAAUAAAAUAACAUGCCAGUCGAGCAUCUCCAAUGGAUUUUGGGUUUUUUUACAGGGAUAAAAAGUCCACUCUCGAAUUUCGAAGGCAUUACCCCUUCACGGGGCGUGUGCCCUGGUUGAGUUCAAGGGUCCCUACCUGACAGAGGAGGAGCGGUUUGUUUUUAUGCUGUGGUGUGCAUGGUUCAUAAAAGGAAUUGUUUCAUUUUCUUUACUGUAUAUAGGGGACGUAUGCAUAUAAGGAUUCAAUUUUGUCAUCGCCGUAUGAAUUUUACCCAUUUCCACUGUAGGCCGGUAUCAUAUUGUGUAGAUUCACAACCAGGGCGGCGAGGGGAGAGAGUCCACUGACUUUGAUUGUGUAAUUUAAGAAUAGAGUUGAUAAAUAAACCUUAAUUACAGUC